Ceratotherium simum simum (southern white rhinoceros) is the source of this 1957-nucleotide messenger RNA. The record is from RefSeq and is a predicted model, not a curated record. NCBI's taxonomy places the organism in Eukaryota, Metazoa, Chordata, Mammalia, Perissodactyla, Rhinocerotidae.
UGUGCGGCCAGUGCACCUGGCGCCGCCUCCGGAAGAGGGGAUCGGGGACCGCGGGGACCUCGGAGGGAGCCCGGCGUCGGCGGACGCUGCAGACACCAUGAGCUCCCCUGAAGGGCCGAGCUUCCCAUCGGGGCUGCUCUCGGGGGGUGCCUCCCCCAGCGGCGACGAGGGCUUCUUCCCUUUUGUGCUGGAGCGACGGGACUCAUUCCUGGGAGGGGGCCCAGGGCCUGAGGAGCCCGAGGACCUGGCCCUGCAGCUGCAGCAGAAGGAGAAAGACCUGCUAUUGGCCGCGGAGCUCGGCAAAAUGCUCCUAGAGCGCAACGAGGAGCUGCAUCGGCAGUUGGAGACACUGAGCGCCCAGCACUCUGAGCGUGAGGAACGCCUGCAGCAGGAGAACCAUGAGCUCCGCCGGGGCCUGGCAGCACGGGGAGCUGAGUGGGAGGCCAGGGCUGUGGAGCUGGAGGGGGACGUGGAGGCCCUGCGGGCCCAGCUGGGGGAGCAGCGCUCGGAGCAGCAGGACAGCGGACGCGAGCGGGCGCGGGCCCUGGGUGAACUCAGCGAGCAGAACCUCCGGCUCAGCCAGCAACUGGCCCAGGCCUCACAGACUGAGCAGGAGCUUCAGAAAGAACUGGAUGACCUUCGGGGGCAGUGCCAGGCUCAGGCUCUGGCUGGGGCAGAGCUGAGGACGCGACUGGAGAGUCUGCAGGGGGAGAACCAGAUGCUGCAGAGCCGCCGGAAGGACCUGGAGGCCCAGAUCCGAGGCCUGCGUGAGGAGAUGGAGAAAGGCCAGGGCAGGCUACAGGCAACCCACGAGGAGCUGCUGCUGCUGAGGCGGGAGAGACGGGAGCACAGCCUGGAGCUGGAGCGCGCGCGCUCCGAGGCCGGGGAGGCACUGAGCGCGCUGCGGAGGCUGCAGCGGCGGGUCUCGGAGCUGGAGGAGGAGUCGCGUCUCCAGGACGCCGACGUGUCAGGAGCCUCGCUGCAGUCGGAGCUUGCCCAUAGCCUCGACGGCGACCAGGACCAGAACGCGGAGGGACGCGGUGACGCCCCGCCCACUCUGUCCCCGGAGACCCAAGAGGCGUCCAGCCACCAGCUUUCGCCCCAGGAGGAGAGCUUGGAGCCUCCCAAAAAGCGAGCAUCCCUGAGCCCACGAGAGAUACUGGAGAAGGAGGCCGAAGUGGCUCUGCUGCAGGAUGAGAUCGCGCUGCAGCGGGCAGAACUACAGUCCCUGCGGGAGGAGCUGCAAAGGCAGAAGCAGCUGCGGGCGCAAGAGGACCCGGAUGAGGCCCUAAGCGGAGCCCUCUCGGACCGGGACGAGGCCGUGAACAAAGCCCUGGAACUGUCCCUGGAGCUCAGCCGCGUCUCUCUGGAGCGGGACUCCCUCUCCCGGGAGCUGCUUCGCACCAUCCGCCAGAAGGUGGCGCUGACGCAAGAGCUGGAGGCCUGGCAGGUGANCGGGCAGCAGCUGCGCUCGCAACGCCAGAAGGAGCUGAGCGCGGCCGGAUCCGCCCCGCGUCGCGCCGCGCCCCGCUUCUCGCUGCGCCUCAGCAACCUCUUCCGAAGGACCUGAGGGCCGGGCCGAAGGGGCCGCCCAUGCCCUCUCAGGCUCACUUUCCUCUUCCGGCCAGUGGAGCGACAGGGCCCCGACUGUCUUCCAAAGGGGGCUAGUGCCCUCCCCGCCCCAGGAGGCUGGGCAGGGGCUCACUGGGAGCAGGGGCCAGCUUUGGGGACCAGGCGCCCCAGGUGGUGGCGGGAGCAGGUGGGGCCAGCUUUGGGGACCAGGCGCCCCAGGUGGUGGCGGGAGCAGGUGGGGCAGAGCUGUCUAUUUUUCUAAUCUACAUAGGUCUAUCUUUUCUAAGCACUAGGCCCCCUGGCCCUGGCAUGCUCUACGACAGGGAUGGGGGUGGGUAUUUAUGUAUCAAGAUCAGACAGAGUAAUAUAUAAAUCAUUACACCGA